CUCCAUUUAUUUAUGUAAUUUACUAAUUUUAUCACCAAACUCAUCAUAUGUGACCGCCGCGGCUGUGCCCGGCGGAGAAGUCGCCGAUUUGACUUGAAGAGGAACAAAAGAAAAAGGGCUGAUGGCGGAGGAGGAGGCGGAAAACGUGGCGGCGCGAUUGGGAUCAUUCGACGGCAGAGUUAGCUUAGUAAGUGAUCACGAAGAAGAGAUUAUGAUUCUUUGGGCAAUCCAGCAGCCCAUUUUCGCCAAGCAAAACGCCUUUGUGAAGCAGUCCUCUCUUCAGCUAAACAUCGAUGCAUGUGGCCGUUCUCUCUCCAUCCUCCAGUCCCCAUCUUCACUGAUCACUCCAGGGGUAACUGGUGCUGUCAUGUGGGACAGUGGCAUUGUUCUUGGGAAGUUUCUAGAGCAUUCUGUAGAACUGGGAGCAGUAUCCCUCCAAGGAAAGAAAGUUGUUGAGUUGGGUUCUGGCUGCGGAUUAGUCGGCUGCAUAGCUGCUUUGUUGGGAGCUCAAGUAGUUCUGACUGAUUUGCCCGAUAGGCUGAAGCUAUUAAGGAAGAAUAUUCAGUCCAAUCUCUAUGGAGAUGUUCGUGGCUCGGCCUCUGUAGAAGAACUGACAUGGGGAGAUGACCUCGACACAGAUCUUACUGAUCCUUCACCUGAUUUUGUGUUUGGCUCAGAUGUUGUUUAUAGUGAAGGAGCUGUGGUGGAUUUGGUGCACACACUCACAAGGCUUUGCGGGAAACAGACGACUGUCAUUUUAGCUGGAGAGCUUCGGAAUGAUGCCAUCCUCGAGUACUUUCUAGAAGCUGCCAUGAAAGUGUUUGUUGUGGGCCGAGUUGAUCGGGAGCAGUGGCAUCCAGAUUAUUGCACUUCACGUGUUGCGGUUUAUGUUUUGGUGAAGAAGUAGAAAGAUGGCCGAUGAGUGGUGUGGAUGACAAUAUCCAGGUUAAUGUGAUAAAAUUGGGAUAUACAAAACUACUCAAUAAUUUUAUUACUAGCAUCUUGAUGGAGUGACUGUAGGCUCUUUGAUUUACUCUAAAUUUCUCAUAUUUGGUGUGCUAUAUUUUGUGGCAUAUCUUAUUCUUUAUUUGAGAUUUUGAUUUUCCUUCUAAUAAAUAACUACCCAGUGGAAUUAAAUUGUUUUAAUAUAAGCACAUACACCACGAAAUGAAUUGAUUAUAAUUUGUACUUGAGGCCGACUUAUUGUCUUCGCAAGGACAGGCAAAUUAAAUUCUGGGAUUUUAGAAAAGAAAGGUUCUAGUAUAUGCCUAUACGGGUAUUUGAGGGUAAGAUGGACCACUCUAGUGAUUGUAAUGAGGAAACCAAGAAUUGGUGAGUUUAAUUUUGACCAUC
Messenger RNA from Striga asiatica, 1353 nucleotides. Lineage: Eukaryota; Viridiplantae; Streptophyta; Magnoliopsida; Lamiales; Orobanchaceae. The record is from the annotation of a GenBank genome assembly.